AUGGAGAUCAGAUGGUUUAAAGAGACAGACUGUGUUUGUCUCUAUAAGAACAGAGAGGUGAUUGAGGGGAGAGGUUAUGAGGGCAGAGUGAAUUUAUCCAGUAAAGAAAAGGGAAAAGUUUCCUUACUACUGAGAGAGUUCAGAGGAUCAGAUGUGGGAGAUUACCUGUGCCAGGUCACCAGAGGAGACAGAACAGAGGAGAUAACAGUAAGAGUAAGCGAUAACAUAAUCCUGGGCAGAAAGGAGAGAAGCCAGACUGGAGCAUCUACAGAAAUCCAGCAAAGUGAGAGUAGACAGGGAGAGGUGGCUGGGAGGAAGGUGACUGUGGUGGAAACUCCUGACUGGUUCUCCUCUGGACUCUCUCUGGAGGAGCUGAGACGGAAUGUCGAACUCUGUCUCCGUCUGUGUGCUCCAGGACCCCAUGCUUCUGGAGAGGAAAGAAAGAUGCUGGAGAAAAUGGAAGAGAUACUGGUGGAAAGGUGCUGGAAGAACACUGUGAUCAUUUUAACUGUUACUGAUGAAGAACAACAGAAGAACAUUGAAGAAUUUGUCCAGUCAGGGAAUCUGGACAUCCACAGGCUUGUAGAGAAAUGUGAGAACAGGUUUCAGUGCCUCAACAUUAACCAGAGAGAAGAUGAUUUUCAGGUCUCACAGUUACUGGAGAAAAUUGACAGGAUGAUGGCUGACAACAGAGAGAGCUUCUACAGCAGUGAUUUUUACCAGCAUGAAUCUCAGAUCCAAGAAUUGGAGAGAGAGCUCAGAAAGGAGAUAGAAAAGAGUGGUACGCUUGAAAGUGAUCCAAUUAUUAGGUAA
Puntigrus tetrazona (Sumatra barb) is the source of this 813-nucleotide messenger RNA. Its product is annotated as GTPase IMAP family member 5-like. Gene Ontology annotation, molecular function: GTP binding. The record is from RefSeq and is a predicted model, not a curated record. NCBI's taxonomy places the organism in Eukaryota, Metazoa, Chordata, Actinopteri, Cypriniformes, Cyprinidae.